AUGGAUGAGGCAGAUUUAUUAAUCAAAGAAUUAAGAAUUGAUAAUGAGACACUUUUGUCAACUGAAUACAAUCCACUUCCUCAGGUAUUUCAAAAUAAAAAGUCUAAUUCAAAUUAUAGAAAUAUUUACCACAGAGUAGAAAAGAUUAUGGAGAGUAUUAUAAACAUUACUUACAAAGGGUUUUCUGAUAGUGUUCUUUCUUAUAUGGAAGUUUAUAAUCUAAAUUUAAAAAAUGUUACACUUUUAUCAGAAAUUAAAUCUCGCAUUGACGAAAUUACUAGAACUACCUUUGAUAUCGAAAAUAUAAGAAAUAUUUUUUCUACUACAGAAUAUUUAAAAAUCAAAUGUGAUAUUACAGAAUCUUUAAAAGAUCUUAAUGACACAUUAGAAGAAUAUUAUAAUUGUACAGAUUUAACGGAAAAAUGUUAUAAAAUUUUAAAAGCUAAAAGGAUUAUUAAAGAUAAUAAUUUAAUUAAAAUAGAAGGUAUAGAAUUACUUAGAAAUGAUAUUUUAUUAGAAAUAGAGAAAUUUAUGAUAAAAGUUUACAGUAAAUUACAAGAAUAUAUUUUUAGGGAUGAGAUUCAAUAUAAGGAAUUAUUACGAAUUGUAAACGUUAUGAAUAAAUUUGAUGAUUUUGACAGAUACUUAAAUAAAAAUUAUACUAAAUAUUUAGUAUUAGAUAAUAUAACAGAUACAAAUUAUAUAGACAAUAUUAAGAGUAUUAAUACAUAUUUUAAUAAGAUACUUACAAUAUAUUUUAAACUUAAUAAAAAUAAAGAUAAGAAAGAUAUUGAAUAUGAUAAUACUAUAUUAUUAUUAGAAGAUUAUAAAUUUAUUAAAAUAGAUUAUAUUACAAAUACACUAGUAUUUUAUAAAUAUAUAAAAGAUAAUACUAAUUUUAAUGCUUUAUAUAAUAGAAUAAGAGAUAUUUAUAAUACUAAUAAAGUAAAUUAUUACUUAGUUAAUACUUUAUUAUUAAUUAAUAAAAAGUAUAAAAUAGAUAAAUAUAAAAAAUUAACAGAUAAAUAUAUUAAAAAGUUAUCAAAUGAUUUAGAAGAUGAAGUGUUAUAUUUAUUUGAUAUUUUUUAUAGAGAGAAUAAUUUUACUAAUGAUUUUUAUAUAAAUAAAAUUAUAAAGGUAAUAAAACAGAAUAUGGAUUUAAUAGAUUUAAGAAAAGAUAUUUUAUCUAAAAUUAUAAAAAAAAUAAAUAAAUAUAUUAAAAAUAAUAUAAGUGGAAGCAUUAGUGAAGAUUUCAUUGUAAAAGUUAAGUUAUUAGAUGAGAUAUUGGGGGAAUAUACAGAUGAAUGUAUUGAAAUAUAA
Messenger RNA from Vairimorpha ceranae, 1320 nucleotides. RefSeq lists its product as hypothetical. Lineage: Eukaryota; Fungi; Microsporidia; Nosematidae. The coding region runs from base 1 to 1320 and encodes 439 amino acids. The record is from RefSeq and is a predicted model, not a curated record. The transcript has a single exon.